This is a messenger RNA of Diachasmimorpha longicaudata, 4040 nucleotides long. It is a transcript of the gene Pxn, whose product is annotated as peroxidasin homolog. The transcript is spliced from 3 exons. NCBI's taxonomy places the organism in Eukaryota, Metazoa, Arthropoda, Insecta, Hymenoptera, Braconidae. The record is from RefSeq and is a predicted model, not a curated record. Bases 12 to 3881 code for a protein of 1289 amino acids. Gene Ontology annotation, biological process: response to oxidative stress. Gene Ontology annotation, molecular function: peroxidase activity; heme binding; protein binding.
AUUAAUCGAACAUGAGAAUCUCCAGAGGAUUACUCCUGUUGGCGGCUUUGGUUCCUGCAUUGUCUUCGCCUCAGGGAAGACCCGAUAACAUCUCCAAAGACUGUCCCAGAAAAUGCUGGUGUUAUCAAACUGCUGUACGAUGCAUGUUCCAGGGGAUCACCAGAGUACCGAGGGUGUCAGGAAAUUCUACCAUUUUAGACCUGAGAUUCAACGAUAUCAUUGAUAUACCACCUGGUACAUUCCAUGGACUAAAAAAUCUCGAUACAAUUCUAUUGAAUGAUAACAAAGUCCGGCAUUUAAAGGCGAAUGCCUUCGUUGGCCUCUCGAACUUGACUAUUCUAUACUUGUACAAGAAUCGAAUAACUUCAGUAGCUGUUGGAGCAUUUGCACACUUGCCAAACUUGAGACAGCUCUAUCUCCAUGAGAAUCGUCUGACGGAGAUCGAACCGCGAACGUUCAGCGAUCUACCAAAGUUGGAGAGACUAUUUUUGCAGAACAACAGACUCCACAGAAUACCGGCGGAUGCCUUUGAAAAUGUUGGGCCAAUGACGCGCCUGAGAUUGGACAGCAAUGCACUGGUAUGUGACUGUGAUCUUCUUUGGCUUGUUGAACGACUUCGCCAAGGGCCAUCGGAGACGAGUGCAGUUUGUCAAGCUCCAGUGGAGAUGGAAGGUCGAUCACUCACCUCUAUGUCCACUGAGGAUUUCCAUUGCCAUGUUCCAAAGAUAAUGGAAGGCCCAGAAGACAUCCACUUGGCAAUCGGUGAAACAGCUUCCUUCACCUGCAAAGUAGUUGGCGAUCCAAAACCAAAAAUAAAAUGGAUGCGCAAUUCCGACGAAGUAAAUCCAGAUGGCUCACGCUACAUCAUAAAAGAGGACGGUACUCUGGUUAUUUCGGAUAUUUCUGAGAACGAUGUUGGAGAGUACGAGUGCAUUGCUGAGAGCAAAAUGGGUUCAACAGUAUCCCGAAAGGCCCGAGCGAUCAUCACCGCAACUCCCUCAAUCCGUUUCACAGAAAUUCCCAACUCCCAGUCAGUGACCGCCGGUGAGGACAUCGUAUUCACAUGCAGGGCCGAGGCUCGUCCCUUUCCGCUGAUCGAGUGGUGGAGAAAUGGUCAGCGAAUCCGAGGAGACGAUAGGAUGUUCCUGGAGGACGAAGGUACAACCUUGCGAAUCAUCUCCACAACCAUCAGUGACUCCGCUCGUUAUAUCUGCCAAGCAAGGAAUAUUCAGGGCUUCGCCGAGGUCAGCGCAGACCUGAAAGUCGUCUCCAGAGAUACCAGCCCUCCGAGAUUGAUUUACGAGCCACCAGAGGACUUGGAAACAGAGGUAGCCGCCACCGUUGAGCUUCCCUGUCGCGCAGAAGGUGAACCAAAGCCCGUGAUCCAUUGGAAAAAAGACGGAAGUGCUUUGGAACCCAACCCCAGGUACAGAAUCUCACGUGGAGGGAGUUUGUACAUCCAAAACGUUACAGCGAGUGAUUCCGGAAGGUACGAAUGCAACGCUGCCAAUAACAACGGUCGAGCCACUGCCCAAAGUCUGUUAAAAAUCAAGCAAAGCCUGGUGACGUCAAGCAGCAUCGUUCAGCGAGCUUUUCAGGACGCAACAGACAGUAUUGACAGAGCUGUAAAUCAAACACUAGCAAGACUAUUUGGGGUCGGCGGUGCACCUCCGACCGGCCACACCGAUCCCUUCAGAAUCGCCAGGUUUCCGAAUAAAAUCGCCAGGGCCAAUGCCAGACCUGCCGAGAUUUUCGAACGAACUCUAGUCAAUAUUCGACGAUUUGUUAAUCGAGGGAUGAAGGCCAACGUUUCAGGGCCAUUCAAUUAUAGCGAUAUUUUGACGCACGAACAAGUCAGGGAGAUUGAAAAGCUGUCGGACUGCACUGGCCACAGGCAGAAACCAAAAUGUAAUAAUUUGUGCUUUCACAGUAAAUAUAGAACAGCCGACGGCACUUGUAAUAAUUUGAAACACACAACCUGGGGAUCCUCUUACACGGGAUUUCGGAGGAUUCUUCAACCGAUUUAUGAGAAUGGCUUUUCUCAGCCGAUUGGGUGGGACAAAACAAAGCUAUACUUUGGAUUCCUAAAGCCCCCAGCGAGAUUAAUAUCCACAAAAAUUAUUUCAACUAAUAAAAUCACUUCGGACGACAAAUUAACUCACAUGUUGAUGCAGUGGGGUCAGUUUUUGGAUCAUGACCUUGAUCACGCUCUCCCCGCAGUCUCCAGUGAAUCCUGGGACGGGAUUGACUGCAAAAAGUCAUGUGAAAAUGCAGCUCCAUGUUUUCCAAUGGAAGUACCUCCUGGAGACCCCAGAAUUACCAACAGACGUUGCAUUGACUUUGUGAGAUCUAGUGCUGUUUGUGGGUCGGGAAUGACAAGUAUUCUCUGGGGGCACGGAAUGACCCCGAGGGAACAGAUGAAUCAGUUGACAAGUUUUAUCGAUGCUUCUCAGGUCUAUGGAUACGAUGAUAACGUGGCCAGGGAUCUUAGGGACCUCCAGAAUGAUCGGGGAUUGUUGAGAGAAGGGGCUGCAGUUCCAGGACGAAAAGCAAUGUUACCCUAUAUGUCUGGACAGUUUGUGGACUGUCGAAGAAAUCCUCAGGAAAGCUCUAUCAACUGCUUUGUCACUGGAGACUUUCGUGCUAAUGAACAGGUGGGACUGCUGGCAAUGCACACAAUUUGGCUGAGGGAGCACAAUCGUAUUGUCAGGAGUUUAGGAGAGUUCAAUCCUCAUUGGUCUGGAGAAAAGUUGUAUCAGGAAGCCAGGAAAAUUGUUGGAGCUGAAAUGCAACACAUCACAUAUCAGCAAUGGAUGCCCAUGGUUUUUGGAAAAACUCUCGAGGAGUUGAUUGGAGCUUACACUGGUUAUGAUCCCGAUUUGGAUCCCCGAAUUUCAAACGUCUUUGCAACUGCUGCUUUGCGAUUCGGACAUUCGCUCAUUCAACCGCGUUUGGAGAGAUUGAACGAGACAUUUGGAAGCAUUCCUCAGGGACCUCUCAGUCUACGUGACGCUUUCUUCUCCCCUUGGAGACUUGUUGAUGAAGGUGGUGUUGAUCCUCUCCUUCGUGGAAUGUUCGCUACUGCUGCGAAACUCAAAUUACCAGAGCAGAAUCUCAACUCUGAGCUCACUGAGGAGCUCUUCAGAACAGCUCAUGCAGUUGCUCUGGAUUUAGCAGCCAUGAACAUUCAGAGGGCUAGGGAGCACGGAAUCCCAGGGUAUCUGGAGUGGAGAAAGUACUGCGGUAUGUCGAGUGUUGAUGACUUUGAAGAUCUCGCUGGGGAAAUUAGUAAUUCACGAGUGAGAAGAAAAUUGAAGGAGCUCUAUGGACAUCCUGGAAAUAUGGACGUUUGGGUCGGUGGAAUUUUGGAGGAUCAACUGCCCAACGCCAAAGUUGGUCCAUUGUUCAACUGCCUGCUGUUGGAACAGUUUCGCAGGUCUAGAGAUGCGGACAGAUUUUGGUACGAGAAUCCCUCAGUCUUCAAACCAGAACAACUGCAACAGCUUAAACAGAUCAGUCUAGCCAGAAUCCUUUGCGACAACGGCGAUAACAUCACUAGAGUCCAACGGGAUGUCUUCCAACUCCCUGAGGGGGACAAUAGUCUCAUCAGUUGCGAUGAAAUUCCAUCGAUUGAUCUCCGAUUCUGGUCCGACUGCUGUGAAAACUGUGAAGGUCCUUCUGACAAUGGCAUUCCAAGGUUUAGAAGGGAAGCGGAGAAGUAUAUGGAGCAUAUGAACACGAGAAACAUGAGAGAUCUUGAACGACAAGUCCAGGAUCUUCAACGGGAAUCCCAAAAGCUUAAAGAUCAAGCCAAGGAAAUGGCACUGCGUUUCCAAAUUUUGCAAGCCCAAUUAAGCUCCAAAAUUAUUUCGAAUUUUUAAGAAUUUUAAUACUGAUGGCUUGCAUUAAAACACCUGUGCAUUUUAUAUUCUAAUUUUUACAUAAAUUUUUGUACAUAAACUUUUAUUUUCUUCCGUAAUAAUUCGCACCUGUAUCGUUAAUGUAUAUACUAAAAAUAAUUCAAGUUUAUUAAUUAGCGA